Molecule: messenger RNA, 363 nt
Organism: Protopolystoma xenopodis
Lineage: Eukaryota; Metazoa; Platyhelminthes; Monogenea; Polystomatidea; Polystomatidae
Source: the annotation of a GenBank genome assembly
AUGCUUGAGUUGAAUACAUUUAAACUUUAUCCACGCUAUCCAUGGGAUGAGUGCCGACUACAUAUUUGUUUAAAUACACUUACAGACAUUUUUUCUCUCUCCAGCGAGCAUGGGGAAAUCUUGACGUUUGAAGAUGAAGAUGUAAAGGCGUCCAUCGAGGAAGAGUCGGAUACCGCGCCAGGCACGAGACUCCAAGAAUCUGCCAUGCGAAGAGCGCGCUCUGCCGACCAGAGAGGUGAAGGCUCUAAUCGCUUGCAGAAUCAGGCGGUUGUCCUUCCAAUGAUGUCGGGCUCAGCAGCUGCCGACUUUGGGGCCAUCAGUACUGAGGAGUGGGACAGCACUGAGUCUGACAAUGAGGCGUAA